AUGGCACUUUGCCACAUUCCUGUGGACUCUGGAACCUACGGCGUUGGGAUCCGGAUCGCGUUCUACCUGCAGUGGUCCGGCAUGAUCGUCACCUCGUGGGCGCUCGAGUCCGACGCGCUCAACCUCAAACUCAUCAACGCCCUCACUAUCGCAGCGACCUCCGUUGGCCUGAUUUUGAACUUGAACAGACUCCAGCCAGUCGAGAUAUAUAUUGUCCUGCUGCUCACAUGUGGCACACUGUACUUUACAGUGCCGAUCUACCUUUGGAGGCUGGUGACCUGCUGCCGGCCGUGGUGGGACCCAGAAAGGUGGACGAGGAUCAAGAUGGGAUGGCUGUUCCGAGUCUUGACAUACUCCAUGUAUGGGGUCCUGCACUUUCAAACUAUCUGCGAUCUCAUCGUGGCCACCACCAUCACCGUGGCGAUCGAGCUCGUAAUAUCCUGGAACAAGAUCAAGGGGGCGAACGAUCUCGACUCUGCCGCGCAGCUCAUCCCCCCUGUUAUCACCGAUCUCCUCGAUGCAUACCCGGACAUGUUUGACCUUUCGGAUCUGUCCGUGCCACCGCCGGCGUCACUUGACGGUUAUGUUGCUGAUCCCUAUGCUUCUGAUUAUUAUGAUAUGGCGUCAGGUUACUACGGCAUGCAUGGUGGCGACUAUGUUGGCAACGAAGUGCCACCCUUGGGUGAUGACCUGGGCCACAUCCAGCCUGAGCCUCCGGCGGCGGCAGCGCGAGCGGCAGGUGGGAGCCGAGGAGCUUCUGUUAUUAGUGAGGAGGGUUUUAUACGGCUGUGA
Diaporthe citri is the source of this 792-nucleotide messenger RNA. RefSeq lists its product as uncharacterized. NCBI's taxonomy places the organism in Eukaryota, Fungi, Ascomycota, Sordariomycetes, Diaporthales, Diaporthaceae. The record is from RefSeq and is a predicted model, not a curated record. The transcript has 3 exons. Bases 1 to 792 code for a protein of 263 amino acids.